This is a messenger RNA of Plodia interpunctella (Indianmeal moth), 1794 nucleotides long. RefSeq lists its product as uncharacterized. Gene Ontology annotation, biological process: vacuolar proton-transporting V-type ATPase complex assembly. The record is from RefSeq and is a predicted model, not a curated record. Bases 214 to 705 code for a protein of 163 amino acids. NCBI's taxonomy places the organism in Eukaryota, Metazoa, Arthropoda, Insecta, Lepidoptera, Pyralidae. The transcript is spliced from 2 exons.
ACUGUCAUCAUGACAUUAUAAUCUGAAGAAUCAAGAUCUUGUGAUCUUUUUGUUGUCGAUUUUGAGGAAUUGAGUCUGUUCUAUUUUCAUUUUACGUUACCUAUUUUAUUCUGCGAUUUAAUGAUUUGUAUACAGGUUGUGUUCUAUUGCUUUUAUUGAAUGAAUUAAUUAAUUAAUUGCUUGUUACUCCUAAACCUUUAAUCCUAAGUAGGUAUGGCUCUUGAAAAAAAAGAUGAUUUUGAUGUGCCCACCAUGGAAGAUGUUUGUGAGUUGCUGGACAAGCUAACAUUGAAGCAGUUACAUUUAAUGGAAGAGAAAAUGAGAGGGGAAAUGAAUAUAGAGUCAAGUAUUCAAAAUGGCAGUAUUAACUUAGCCAAGUCGCGGUACAUCAUGGGUCAAAGUUCAGUAAGCACUGCAAGGCUGCCCGUUGAAAACAGCCCUGAGUUUGCUGCUUCCACCAAAUGUGAGACUACAGAAGAAGAUGGGGUGAAGCAGUUGAGAGUGAUAGAGAACGAAAAGAAUACAGUGAAUCCACUUCACUGGUUUGGUGUCUUGGUACCUCAGAAUUUACACAAGGCACAAAGUAUUUUCCAAAACACCAUAAACUUUGUUGUAGAAUGUGUCAAUGUGCAAUUACAAUUGUAUGAAAAUUUGAAAACUCUUGAUGUCUUAAAAAAGUAUAAGGGUUUGUUAGAUUCUUCAUAAUCUGAUUUUAAAGCAGAAGGAGAACUUUAGUUGGUGAACAAAACUUGAACACCAUACAAGAGUCAGAAAUCUUAGACACCAUUUUAUUAUUUUAACAGGGUUGUUACGCUGCUUGGGCGUAAAGAAUAUUUACAGUGAGUUAUUUAUUAUUAUACAUUUUGCUGUGGAGAAAAUAAAUAAAAGUUGUCUUUUGUUUUCAUCAAUUUAUUUGGAACAGUGAAAUGAUCACUAAGUAUAAUGUAUCAGUGAUUUAAUACAAGCAUCCAUAAAUUAUUUUCACCCCAGUCUAUAUGGGGUUUCAUGUUUCACAUUUAGAUGUAUUCAAGGCUUUGGCAUUACACAUAUGUAUUUACAUUACAAUUGGUAUAUUGACAUUUGUUUCCUAAUUUAUAAUAGUUUCCUUGUUUAUUGAUUACAUGCAUUUUAAAUAUUUCUUUACAAUUUAACAAUUUAUUUAUACAUUGGUGUUAGUAUUCAUGUCAGUAAAUUCUGCACAGCUUUAACUAUUUGGGAUGUUCUCAAGGUUGUAUGUUUUAUAUUUCUUGAUGUAAUACAUCUAAUGCUGUUUAUUUACUGUUGAAAUGCUGAUUAGUAAUAUACACCAUCUCCAAUAAAACUGCAACUAACAUUUAAAUAUUGCAGUUAAAUUAAUAUAGUGUAUGCAAACUUUUGAUAACAUAAAUGAUGCUACAUUAAUUCUUGGAGACAAUCAUAUUCAUCCAAAACAUGUGAGUUUAAUUUAGAGACACACUUUAUGUUUUUAAUGCAGGGGAAUAUACACAAACAAUAAAAAAUAAUGUUGUGUUUGUAUGAUAUCCAUUUUUUUUAUAAAUUGUGAUGUUUUGCCCUGCUAUAGAAACAGAUUAUAGUGAUAAUAUAAAUCUAUCUAUAUUCCUUUUGGUAUGUGUACACUGUGCUUGUUAAAAAUAAUUGUCUUAUGUUGAUUAACUGCAGUAAAGUUUACUGACAAGGCACAAGUUCUUUGGUUUAAAAUACACUGGUAACAUCUUGUAGUCACUAUCUUCAUGGAAUGUAUGUUAUUAUUUUAAAUGCAAGAACAUUAAAUUAAUACAUUUCACAUAAACUAAA